Molecule: messenger RNA, 1733 nt
Organism: Daktulosphaira vitifoliae (grape phylloxera)
Lineage: Eukaryota; Metazoa; Arthropoda; Insecta; Hemiptera; Phylloxeridae
Gene: Osi6
Exons: 4
Coding region: 101-928 (275 amino acids)
Source: RefSeq, a predicted model, not a curated record
CGUCAUUUGUUCAUUACACAGUUACAGCUCAACAGAACAACAACGCAUCAUCGCGUCAAUAUUAACAGUCCACGAAAAGUAAAAAAAAACUAUAUAUAUAAUGGGUGUAUCGUUAAAGUUCGGUUUAGUGUUGUCGGCGUGCGUAUAUUUGGCUUUAGCCGAUCCUAUUCCUCACCAACAAGAUAAUGGAUGUGCGGACAAGGACUCGGUCGCGUGUGCGCAAAUGCAACUCUUCAGAACCGUCCGAUCAUUCUUCGACCAAGAAAAAGUGGAACUUUUGGGAGGAUUAUCUUUGGUCAAAAACGAAAAAAAGGGUAGAUCUUUGAAAGAAUCUGCUGAAGAUGUCAACGCCGUUGAAGGAGCCAAAAACACCAAUGAACGUGAAACUGCCCUUGAAGACUUUACCAUGCACAAGGUUGCCCGUUUCUUCCAAGAAAGAUCCCUUCACUGGAAUCUCUCCCCAGUCGUCAACGAAGUUUCUGAAGCAGCCCGUAGUGUUGCUGAUAGUAUCCCACCUCAAAUCAAGAACAAAAUCUCCAACUUCAUUGAAGAAGGUCGUGGUAAGAAGAAGAAGAUGAUGAAACAAUUGUUGCCUCUGUUGUUGGCUUUGAAACUGAAAUUAUCUGCCUUCGCUGGUCUUGCAUUCAUCGUUAUUGCCUUAAUCGCCAAGAAGGCCUUGUUAGCCAGUUUAAUUUCUCUGCUCGUUUCCGGUUUCAUCGGACUUAAAAAAUUGUUAAGUCAACAACAUCCACACCAUGAAGUGGUCGAAACUCAUCACGGACAUGCUAGCUAUAGUGCCCCAAGCUACAGUGGAUCAAGCUCUGGAUGGGAUAGCUAUGGAUCAAGCGGUCACGAUGCUCACGGAUCAUAUUCCAACAACGUUGCCCAAACUUUGGCUUAUGGAGCUCAAAAACCCGCUGCUAGAUAGAGAUUAUGACAUGAACGGCAAGCCAAACCUUGUAAAUAAAAUUUGUGCAUAGUCUUGCCCUCAACCACAAAAAAAAAAACAGAACACUUAAAUUAUUUAUUUAUUUUUAUAAAAUAUUAUCAGACUUCGACGCAGUGCAAUACACUCAGUGGCACACAUUGAUGUUCAACGCCAACAAAUCUUCGAUGGUCCGGCCAAGUGUACGAUGAUAGGGACACAUGACUGACAUCAAACUACUUUUACUAUAUAUUUACUUUUCCGACGUGUUAUUUAUUUUUUUAAUUUAUAUAAUACAAUUAUUGUUUAAACACGUUUAGAUAUGUACUAUAGUAAUAUAUACUCUAAGUGUACAAUGACCAGCAACCCCUAGUUGGAUCGUGCUAUCCACGUGACUGACACACGUUGACUUUAACGUAUUACCAUUGUAUUCAGUAAAAAUAAAAAUAUAUAUUAUUAUUAAUAUAACAACAAAAACGCAUUAGAUUAUGCCAAAGACAUUACUUAAACACGACUGACUUUAGCACUUGUUAGCAACACUCAACGACAAUGACUUAUCUAAUUCACGACUUACAUAUGUAACCUUUUAAAACUCAAGCUACUGAAUCUAAUCAACGCAAACAUACAAGUUACACAAACGACAUUAACUGACUUAACUUGACAGUUGAACUGAUAGUCGGACGAUAACUCUUGUAUUAUUUAUUUAUAAUGCCCGUGUUGUAAAACAUCAAAUUAUUAUUUAUAAAAUAUUUUUUUUACAAAUAAAUGAAUUUAUAUUUUGCCAAAGAAAAGGGCAAUAAAAACAUAA